AUGGCGGAGGCCACUCCGAGACGAGAGCUGCUGAUGCCCGGCGGGGCGCUGGUGCGCAUCAGGAAAACUGAACCGGACUGGAGCCUGACCGUGGCAGGCGACCUCGUGUACGACGUGAUACUAGGUCGCGACUUCACGUGCAUGCAUCGCACGGUCAUUGACGACGACACUGGCUCAUUCAAGAUUGGAACCAUGAGCGUUCCCCUGCCAAGCCGGGAGCAGGUUCGACCAAGACGUGCGCGAGUGCGAUUACUGUCGAACGUCGUCAUUCCAGCACGGUCAGAGUGCGUGGUAGCUGGUAAGCUGGAGAGAGUGGACGGCGUGCAGAGUGAUGAAAUGGGUGCAGCCGGGAUAUUCGAGCCAUCGACCGUAGCGGAGCGGGAGGGACUCCUGACUCCAAGGGCUCUGGUCGUUGCAGAUGACGACGGGUGCGUCUCGAUCAUCUUGACAAAUGUUGGGUCUGAAGAAGUCCGUGUUCUCAGAGGCAGUGACCUAGGGACAUUUUAUGAUGCCACAAACGAGAAGGACUGCGAGUACAAGUUGUGCCUGGCUGCAGACGGAGGCGUUGGGGACAUUGAUGAUGAUGACGUUGAUGAUGUGAGCUGCAGAACAGAAAGGCGUCAGAAUACGACGGUGACAGAAGUACUUGAUGUGGACGGAUCUGACUUCUCAGCGGAAGGAAAGGAGAAACUUAGAACCAUUCUCAGCGAAUAUGCAGACAUCUUCAGUCAGUAUGCGGGUGAUAUCGGCAAGACAGAUUUGCUCGAACACCACAUCGACACAGGGGAGGAGGCUCCCGUGAAGCAGAGACCACGGCGGGUACCAGUUAAACUCCGCGAGCAAGUCGAGAUGCAGAAGACGCAGAUGAUGAAAGAUGGAAUAAUUGAAGAGAGUACAAAGGACCGAGAAAAGACGGCGUUCUCCACGGGCAAAGGACUCCAUCAGUUCAGGGUGAUGGCCAUGGGUCUCAAAAAUGCUGGAGCCACAUUCCAGCGAUUCAUGGAACUGGUGCUUGCGGGUCUGGACUCGAAACGCCGUUAA
This is a messenger RNA of Amphibalanus amphitrite, 1041 nucleotides long. RefSeq lists its product as uncharacterized. The record is from RefSeq and is a predicted model, not a curated record. NCBI's taxonomy places the organism in Eukaryota, Metazoa, Arthropoda, Thecostraca, Balanomorpha, Balanidae. Bases 1 to 1041 code for a protein of 346 amino acids. The transcript is spliced from 3 exons.